Molecule: messenger RNA, 2701 nt
Organism: Eucalyptus grandis
Lineage: Eukaryota; Viridiplantae; Streptophyta; Magnoliopsida; Myrtales; Myrtaceae
Product: transcription initiation factor TFIID subunit 15b
Exons: 6
Coding region: 82-1539 (485 amino acids)
Molecular function (GO): RNA binding
Source: RefSeq, a predicted model, not a curated record
UGGCCGACUCGGCUCAGAACCCUAGCCAGUUCCAUCUCGCGUUCUCCUCUCUAUCGAGGGAGCCCUAGAAGUCUCGGAGAUAUGUCGGGGAUGUACGGCCAAGGAGGCGACGGAGGUUACGGCGCCGGCGGCGGAUACGCCGGCGACGGUGGCUAUGGCGGCGGAGGCGGGGCUGGAGGCUACGGUGGUGCGGGAGGCCAUGGGGGCAGCGGUGGCGGUGGCGGUGGCUAUGGCGGGGCCGCUGGUGGAGGGGGCGGCUAUGGGGGAGGCGAUGGAGGCUAUGGUGGCGGCGCUCGGGGAGGUGGUUACGGCGGCGGAGGGCGCGGCGGAGGCGGCGGCGGCGGCGGCGGUAGGGGAGGCGGUGGCGGCGGCGGUGGAGGAUAUGGAGGGAAUCGAGCAGGAGAUCGCGGUGGCCGAGGCGGUGGCGGCAGAGGAGGGGGCCGAGGAGGUGGCGGCCGAGAUGGCGAUUGGCUAUGUCCUAACCCCGGCUGUGGGAAUCUGAACUUUGCCAGAAGAGUCGAGUGCAACAAAUGUGGAGCGGCUUGUCCCACUGGUUCCGGUGAGCGUGGUAAUGGUAAUGACCGGGGAGGUGGUGGUUAUAACCGAGGAGGUAGCGGUGGAGGAUACGGUGGAAAUCGAGGGGGCCGAAGUGGAAAUUACGAGGGUGGCAGAGGUGGUAGCUAUGACGGAAGAAGUGGUGGUGGUUCUUAUGGAGGUAAUCAGGGGAGAGAAGAUGGCGGUUUUGGCCAGGUUCCUCCACCUGCACCCCCAUCUUAUGGUGGGGCGGGUGCAGAUAUUUUGCCUCCUGCAAAUGCUUAUGGGGGAAAUGCUAAUUAUGGUACUGAGGCUGUUCCUCCUCCAUCAAGCUAUGGUGGGGGGCCAACAUCAUACCCUCCGAUGUACAGUGGCUCACCCGGUGGUUAUGGUGGUGGUGGUGAUAUGGGAGAUGCAAGGACUGGAGGUCGAAGGGGUCCACCCUCAGGCUUUGAUGGGGGCUUUGGCGGUGGCGCUCCCCGGCACCAUGGGGGUGGUUAUGGAGGUGGUGGAACUGUUGCUGCUGAUGCCGCCCCUGCUAAGGUGAAGCAGUGUGAUGAGAACUGUGGGGAUACUUGUGACAACUCAAGGAUUUACAUAUCAAAUUUGCCACCAGAUGUGACCACUGAUGAACUGAGGGACCUCUUUGGAGGAAUUGGUCAAGUUGGAAGAAUCAAGCAGAAGCGAGGCUACAAGGACCAGUGGCCAUGGAAUGUAAAAAUUUACACUGAUGAGGAAGGGAACAACAAAGGGGAUGCUGUGUUGUCAUAUGAAGAUCCAUCCGCUGCACAUUCUGCCGGCGGUUUCUUUAACAAUUAUGAAAUGAGGGGAUACACAAUAAAUGUUGCAAUGGCAGAGAGGUCAGCUCCAAAAGCUCCACCUGCAUAUGAUCGUGGGGGUGGUAGAGGUGGCUAUGGUGGUGGUGGGGAUAGACGCAACAGAGAUGGUGGAGGUUCUGGGCCAGAUCGACAUUAUCAUAGUGGAAAUCGUUCACGUCCUUAUUGAUAAUACUUCAGCAUGGGAGAUAUUAUGUAUACUAGAAAUUGUGGUUCGAGAGUUUAGUUGUGUGUUGCGUUGGCUGGAUUGUUCUUUGACUGGAGACUAAGAGGUAGGUUGUUCACUUACUUGGGCAAUACCACUAUUCUCCUUUUAUCUUGGAAUAGUUGGAUGGACUUUAACAGUAGGCGUUGGAUUGAUUCUGUUGUGUGAAUUUUUUUUUUUUAGAGGCAAGUGGAAUAGUCCCCAAUUGCUUGCUGCUAAGGUAGGUAGUGUCUUCAGGUGAGUACUGCUCUUUCAAAACCACAAUUUUCUUCCCGGAAGUGGUCCAGUAAUGGAUGGUCGUAUUCUCUCGUAGUUAAUCACAUAGAAAGGUAAGAUGCUGGUGUAAUCGGUAAACUAGAUGGCAUGAACACAUGCCUACCUCAAGUAGGUAGGCGACAUAUGAUUUUAGCUGGCGACAUAUGAACACAUCGCUUGUAGCAUAAACCACUUUACAUUUCUCUAAUGGGCGGUCUCAUCUUCGAUCUUAUAUCUUGGGCUUACGAUGGUUCAGAAAAUCGUAAUUUUGUUAUUUUCAGGUUGAUUUUAUCUGUUACUCAGCUGCAUAUUUGAUUUAGCUGGUAGGUAAUGAUGACUAUGAUAACUGGUCUCUACACCCCUUCCUUUUGAACUUUAAAUCAUCUUAUUUUCGGUAUUGGGUCAGGGUUACAGGGAUAGGGAUCGGUUGCGGGAAAUUUAAAGUCUGACCCAUCUUUCAGGGGUUACACAGGAAUUUUGUUUUUCCAUUUUUUAAAUGAUGUGACCGACUGUGAAAAGCGGUCAACGAUGAUCAUUGUAUAUUUAUAGGCUUGUUGAGAACGACGUGAAUCAACUGGGGGUCAGGACAAGAUGGGCAUCCACGGUCGUUGGGUGACUUUGAUGGAUGCCUUCAAUACCAAGCCAAGCUAAUAGAUCUUUGUCCGGGGGGCUGGCAUACUGGUUCUUAACCUUCUCCAUUUUCUGCCGUAUAUGGGUCUUCUUGGUUUUUUCUUUUUGGCGGCGCCAUUUUUUGCAGUUUGCUGCAGGAGUUAAAAUUUCCAAGCUGGUUCUCUGUAAUGGCAGAUAGGAUAUUAGGAUGUAUGGGAAUCCUCAAAUAUUGUAAAGACAAUGAAUAAGGGGUUUAGUUCCA